Messenger RNA from Colletotrichum orchidophilum, 639 nucleotides. RefSeq lists its product as uncharacterized. The transcript has a single exon. NCBI's taxonomy places the organism in Eukaryota, Fungi, Ascomycota, Sordariomycetes, Glomerellales, Glomerellaceae. The record is from RefSeq and is a predicted model, not a curated record. Gene Ontology annotation, molecular function: protein binding. The coding region runs from base 1 to 639 and encodes 212 amino acids.
AUGAGUAACUCGUCUCAAUCCGACACCGCCACUGCUACCGACUCCAUUGCCCAAACCGUCAACGCCCUUCUACUCCGUACAUACGCACUGCUGCAAACACCUUUGUCUGUCCUGAAACUUCACCAGGCCCUCAACUCUGCAGACCAGGCCCUCGCGAUAGCGGCCCACUCUCACCGCUUCGACCUCGAGCCUCGCGCUCACUUGUACCGCGGCCAUGUCCUGAGCGCCUGGGGCCGCUGGCGCGAAGCGCACGCCGCCUACGUCCGCGCUGCCAGCGUUAGAGGGGUCGGGUUCACUGGGACAGAUAUCCGGGGCUUGACGAGGGAUUGCAUAGUGAUGAUCAAGUUUGAAGCCGAGAGAAGUCAGAGAGCGAACCGCGCUCUCGAGAUGGAAAGCAAAGCGAAGGACGGAUUGAAGAUGGUGCGGUUUAGGGAUGAGGAGGUGGUUCUCAAGGCCUUUUACGAUUAUGAUGAUGAUAAUGACAAUGACGACGACGAAAUGCAAUCUGACGCGAGCCAGAGUGGGUUCUGCCUUAUUUUGAACGGUGACGGAGAAGUCGUCGGUAGCCGUGAGCGUCUGCCUGAUCUGAGGCGUGUACGCGGUAGAUCGGUCAGCAGAUCGCCAACGCUACGAGGAUGA